GUAAAUUUACUUCUACAUAUACGCUCUCGGUUAAUAAUUCUCAAUAGUCAAUUCGACACAAUGACUUCGAAAACGCGAAUUCUGUUACUGAUUCCCUUCAUAUUUGGAGUAUUACCAGUCAGAGUAACUGCUGAGGGUGUUCUCAUAACAACCGAAAAUAUAACAGCCUAUUUGUACACUCGUGCUAAUCCCGAUACACCUGACUUCUUACACACCAACGAUCUUUCCGACUUACGUCAGUCUCAUUUCAAUAGCUCGUUACCGAAUUACAUUGUAUUUCAUGGAUCAGUUGAUAAUUACUUAUCUAGCAUGUACAUUAAAGAACCACUGUUGGACGUUGCCGAUGUAAACUUAUUUUUGGUGGACUAUAGUGGACCGGCGAGUAACCUAACCUGGAGAACACAAGCAAUUGAAGAUACCGGGCGAAUCGUUACAGACUACAUACAAUUAAUAUUGACCGAGUACUCAAUUGAUUUACACAGCAUUACUUUAGUAGGAUUUAGUAUGGGGACGCAUAUUUGUGGACAAAUCGGAAAACUAUUUAAUGGAAACCUGGACACUAUUGUAGCCCUUGAUCCAGGAGACAGACCUCCAAUAGUUAUCGGUUCCAGCAGGGCUCGCUAUGUUCAUGUAAUACAUACCAGUAUUACAGGAAUACAAACUCCAGUCGGGCAUGCCGACUAUUACGCUAAUACAAACGACCAACCUGGCUGCAACGGAAACGAAACCUGCAAUCAUUUUCGGUCAACGAGAUUUUAUGCAGAGUCAUUGUCAACGGGGGGAUUUACCGCAGUAAAAUGUGACAGUCGCGAAUCGUUUGUGGCAGGUCUUUGUAAUGGUAAUGAGAAAUCCCAUCUUGGGGGCAUUAUUUUAGAUAGAAGGUAUGUACGCUACUGUUUCAUUUUUAUUUGUACAGUAUAUAAUACAAGAAGAAGUAACUUUUAUGCUCGCGAACGGUUAAUUUAGAAAUUCGAAAAAGAAUAUUAAAGAUGUAUGUUUGA
Agrilus planipennis (emerald ash borer) is the source of this 1001-nucleotide messenger RNA. RefSeq names its product pancreatic triacylglycerol lipase-like. The record is from RefSeq and is a predicted model, not a curated record. The transcript is spliced from 3 exons. Gene Ontology annotation, molecular function: lipase activity. Bases 61 to 966 code for a protein of 301 amino acids. Lineage: Eukaryota; Metazoa; Arthropoda; Insecta; Coleoptera; Buprestidae.